This is a messenger RNA of Ambispora leptoticha, 270 nucleotides long. The record is from the annotation of a GenBank genome assembly. Lineage: Eukaryota; Fungi; Glomeromycota; Glomeromycetes; Archaeosporales; Ambisporaceae.
AUGUCGUUGUUUUCGACAAAUGAAACAGAGAAAGACGUUGACGAACCAUACAUAUACGUACUAAUUUUCUUUAUGGUAUUAUUUUUCUUUGGGGGAAUAAUGUGGAUAUUUUGCUGUGGAACUUGUGUUGGUAGAGAAGCUUUACGAGCUUUUGGACUUGGAAAACUUGUGCCGAGCGACGAUGGCAGUGAGGAAGAAUGGGAAAUGCUUGAAGAAGGUCGUGAUGGUAAUAAUAGUAGUGCCGAAGAAUGGGAUGAUGACUGGGAUUAG